Messenger RNA from Polypterus senegalus (gray bichir), 3011 nucleotides. It is a transcript of the gene pheta1, whose product is annotated as PH domain containing endocytic trafficking adaptor 1. The transcript is spliced from 2 exons. Bases 905 to 1723 code for a protein of 272 amino acids. The record is from RefSeq and is a predicted model, not a curated record. Gene Ontology annotation, biological process: receptor recycling; endosome organization; retrograde transport, endosome to Golgi. Gene Ontology annotation, cellular component: trans-Golgi network; early endosome; recycling endosome. NCBI's taxonomy places the organism in Eukaryota, Metazoa, Chordata, Cladistia, Polypteriformes, Polypteridae.
GAGUCCUCACUGUGAUCCUCGUUUAAUAACAAUGAUGGUAGUAAACCGAAGAAGGAGAAAUGAUCAGCGUUCAGUGAUUAGGGUUAGGGUCGACUUCUGGUCGCGUUGUUUGUUAUGUAGAGGGAUGAUGGGACUUCGGGAAGUGUCAUCAUGGCUCUUUGGAAGGUCCCUCCUCCACUCUAAAGGUUAGAAACUGUGUCUAGCGAAAAGCUGUCCCCCCCAAUUCACUUCACGGGCAGACGCACGACACAACUGUACCUCGAGACUUGUGUCUUCCUUACCUGACGGCUCUCAAAACGUGUGUGUCCUAACUCCACAUGGCACACUACAGAUCAAUUAUGGGGGAGAAGAGAGUCUAUUAGUAAUUCAGAUUGAUACGUGGGGGUCGUUUUUGGACCCCCCCAGGUUUUGAUUUAUGGGUGUAUUCAUUUUGUUAAGUUACCGAUUCCCUCUCAUGGAAUGACAUCUUAUCCUGAGUUACUUCUUCCCUAACACUCACUUGCUCUGAAAUGGGAAACAUUGAUUAAAAAAAAUAUAUUUUUGUUCCCAGGGUGGCAUGUGACAAUUCUGUAAUUUGCAUUUUGUCAGCGGCCUUCCCAAUUCUUUUGUCCACGUCUGUGCCUGACAGAUCUGUGCGGUGAAUCAGGCUGAAAUCUGACCCUGCAGAGGCCUAGAAAAGAGGUAGUGUGACAUGAAUCAACACCCUUGUGUAUUUGACACACACACUCGCACUCGUGGGACGGCGUAAAAGGACAGGCAGGCGGUGUUUUGGACACUUGGCACAUCCAUAUUCCCUUUGAUCGGGUCGGGGACUCGUGAUAUUCAACUUCCUUUGUGGAAAGCGGGAGUGAGGACAGCAGCGCUCACUGAGUCUCGACUGUUUCGGAGCCAAGACCCCCAAGAUAUGGCUGCAGAAAAACCGAGGAUGAAGCUGAACGAGCGCAGCAUCGCUCACUAUGCGACCAGCGAUGCCCCCGCAGACAAGACGGGACAUUUGUACAAAAAGGGCGAGCGGAACCCGGCUUAUCACCGCCGCUGGUUCGUGCUGAAAGGGAACAUGCUCUUCUACUUCGAGGACAAAGACAGCAAGGAGCCCAUCGGGGUGAUCAUCCUGGAGGGGUGCACGGUGGAGCUGUGCGAGUCCUCCGAGGAGUACGCGUUUGCCAUCAAGUUUGACUGCAUGAAAUCCCGCGUCUACAAGAUGGCGGCCGAGAGCCAGGCGGCCAUGGAGUCCUGGGUGAAGGCUCUGUCCCGAGCCAGCUUCGAUUACAUGAGGCUGGUCGUGCGAGAGUUGGAGAAACAGCUGGACGAAAUGCAAGCCCGAUGUCAGAGGAGGCUGCCCGCCGUCCGCACCAAGUCCAGACCCGGCCUUGGCAUCGGCGCCGCUCCUGCGGCGAGUCCGCAGGCCUCGUACAACAGGACGAACGAGGAGACGGUUCAGUUUAUGCCUACUGUGCCGGCUAAAGAGAACGGAGUGGCUUGGAACAAACCCAGUGAAGCGCUGAACGGAUGUGUCUAUGCGGGCUACGACGGAGGCAGGCCACCUCCCGUACCCCCCCGCAGGAAGAGCGGCGGAGGCGGCAUGGUCUCCGCGUUAGAGAGCCCCGUGUCUCCGGGGACGUCUUGCUUUGACAAGCUCCAUGACUGGUACGGGAAAGAGAUCAUCGCCUUAAGAGACGAGUGGCUGCUCAGCCAGACGGACGGACCGCCGUCCCAUGUGUGAGCAAAGAGCAACGGAAAGGAUGACAAUGCCAAAGACUGCUGCUGCUUCUUCUUCUUCUUCUUUUUUAGUCUCCUCUUUAUUUUCCACUUGUGUGGGACUGGCUUGUCACUUCCUGAAUGGGGUCAAGCACAGAACGGGUGACGUUAUUUCAGUUUGGAAAUCCUCCAGGCCGAGUCAGAACUCAUGAGGUGCGCAACGAGAGGCCCUUUUCUCCUGCUGGGCGCGACUCCAGGCGAGUGGGUUUUCGUUUCGACUGACUUAGAGAUGACCUCAAGAAAGUGGGAGGGGCAAAAUGGAUUGUUUUAGGGAUACGCCCUGACCCCUCAUGUCAUUCUUUUCACGGACGGUUCACACAUUCACGUCACCGAGAACAUGCCACAUCUCCGAAAGGGCAGAUCCCCACAUCGAUGAGGUAGGCGUCCGUGCCCACCAACUUUGGGAUUAAUGUAGGCCACCUCAGUGGAGGAAGAGAUGUGGAGUGGCGGACUCUCAAUACCCAGAGAUACUUGAAUAAAGCGGUACACGAGCCACAUUUACCUGAAUGAAUAUAUUGAAACGUUUAGGCCGUUUAGGCCCAGGCCUUGCUUCGUCUCUAUCCUUUCUCACUUACUUAGUAGUGCGUAGUAUUUCAUUGAUUUCAAUUAGUAUUGCGAGGGAUAUCGGAAGUGAAAAAGUACCAAAAAAAAACCAUUUUUGUUUUAAACAGUGCCCUACCAGCAUUAAGUUAUAUUCGGUACUGGAAGCAAACUGUUGUUUACAAGCACCUCGCGUUCGGUCGUUUAUUAGUACAAUCGGAACUCCUUGGGCGAGAUCCACUUCCCCCGGCUCUUCAAUGUAAUGUACAUAUUUCAUCUUCCUUGAAUCACCAACGGGGAUCUGUUUGUCGAGCCUGUCGAGACUCCGAGGGGGCAAAAUGCAUGGAUGUUUUACUAACGUAUUUUUCAAAGCAACUCUGGUAAAUCAGAGGAAACGCAUAUUUAAAUCGAAGACCUGCCUCUUCAUCAAUCAAGAGUCCCGCCUUCAAUUUAAAACUUCGACCCCUUGCGGCUGCAUCUCCUCUGAUCGCACUGCUCUGAUUUUUCCAUCAGCAUUUAUUUAACAACCAGCUGUACUACCCAUCCAAGACAGUUUGAAAUCUAAGUAAUCAACCCCAGUGGUUAACCUUUGCAAUGCACCAUCUGUUGGAAUGUAUUUUGCAAGGCAUGUAGUAAUAAGAAGCAUUGCAUGUGUCAUUCCAACAGAUGGAGCAUCACAAGCAUUUGUAGUAGUUAAACGCAUGUGUCUCUGU